Molecule: messenger RNA, 1642 nt
Organism: Labrus mixtus (cuckoo wrasse)
Lineage: Eukaryota; Metazoa; Chordata; Actinopteri; Labriformes; Labridae
Product: major histocompatibility complex class I-related gene protein-like
Exons: 7
Coding region: 79-1146 (355 amino acids)
Biological process (GO): immune response
Cellular component (GO): external side of plasma membrane
Source: RefSeq, a predicted model, not a curated record
CUCACCUCAUUUCACCCUCAGAGCUCGAAACACGCAGAAGGUUGAAGUUGGACGAAGCUGAAGACUUCACAGGUCACAAUGAAGACUCUGGUGUUUGUGUCUCUCGUGGGAUUAUUCCUCCACGACACGACGGCAGAGAUGCACUCUCUGAGGUAUUUCUACACGGCGUCUUCUGAAGUCCCAAACUUCCCAGAGUUUGUGUCUGUUGGGAUGGUUGAUGAUUUUCAGGUAGAAUACUACGACAGUAACACCAAGAGAUUCGUACCCAAACAGGACUGGAUGAACAAAGUCACAGAAGACAGAGCUGACUACUGGGAGUGGCAGACUGAGAUAUUAAAGGGUUCCCAGCAGACCUUCAAAGUCAGGCUUGACAAUUUAAAGCGACGCUUCAACCAAACUGGAGGUGUUCACAUUGUCCAGAGGAUGUACGGCUGUGAGUGGGAUGAUGAUACUGGAGAUGUUAAUGGUCAUGAACAGCAUGGUUAUGAUGGAGAAGACUUCAUAGUUCUGGACCUGAAGACAUUGACGUGGGUCGCUCCACAACAACAGGCUGUCGUCACCAAACAGAAGUGGGAUAAUGACAAAGUUCUGUUAGAGUAUAAUAAGAACUACUUCACCAAUGUCUGUGUUGACUGGCUGAAGAAGUUUGUGAACUAUGGGAGGAGCUCUCUGAUGAGAACAGACCUCCCCACAGUGUCUCUCCUCCAGAAGACUCCCUCCUCUCGGGUCACCUGCCACGCUACAGGUUUCUACCCCAACAGAGCCAUGAUGUUCUGGAGGAAAGAUGGAGAGGAGCUUCACGAGGACGUGGACAAGGGAGAGAUCCUCCCCAACCACGACGGCUCCUUCCAGAUCAGCGCUGACCUUCAACUGCCCUCUGAUGACUGGGGGAAGUACGACUGUGUGUUUCAGCUCUCUGGUGUGAAGGAGGACAUCGUCACCAAACUGGACAAACGAGAGAUCAAGACCAACUCCGUGAAUCCCAUCUACAUGAUCAUUGUCAUCAUCGCUGUUGUUCUCCUUCUUGUAACCAUCGUCUGUGCGGCUGGAUUCUGCCUGUAUAAGAAGAGAAAUGCCAAACGCCCUCCAUCCCCGGUAAACGACUCGGCUGUGCAACAAAUGAUGCUUCCAAAUCCAAAUACCUAAAAGACAAAGAGACGACCCUGAACCCAGUGAGUUACAUGAAAUGAGCCUUUAAUUCAGGAUAUAGUCAUUGUUCUGGUGGUGUGUGUGGUAAGUCAGUCACUGCAUGUAAACAUUACUUCUGCUGCUGCGUCACCUGGACAGAGGCGGUAACCAUAGUUACAGGCAGAGAGAAAAGAGAGUCACAGGUGAAUGGGGAAGAGGAAUCAGGAAUCUGUGUGUGUGUGUGUGUGUGUGUGUGUGUGUGUGUGUGUGUGUGUGUGUGUGUGUGUGUGUGUGUGUGUGUGUGUGUGUGUGUGUGUGUGUGUGUGUGUGUGUGUGUGUGUGUGUGUGUGUGUGUGUGUGUGUGUGUGUGUGUGUGUGUGAUGUGAUGAAAAGAAAAGUUGUUAGUUUUAUUUGAGUUAAGAUCUUGAAUGGUUGGUGGGAUGUUGAAUGUUUCUCUGUGAAGCUGUCUGUAAAUAUAGAUUUAGUGUUUCAAUAAAGCCCUUAAACAUUCAAA